This is a messenger RNA of Penicillium verhagenii, 351 nucleotides long. RefSeq lists its product as uncharacterized. NCBI's taxonomy places the organism in Eukaryota, Fungi, Ascomycota, Eurotiomycetes, Eurotiales, Aspergillaceae. The record is from RefSeq and is a predicted model, not a curated record. The transcript has a single exon. The coding region runs from base 1 to 351 and encodes 116 amino acids.
AUGGGUGGUUGCUUUUCCUCUCCUCGUCAAGGGUACGGCAUGGGCGGCGGUGGGUUUGGCCCUGGACCUCGCCCGCAUCAGGGCCCUGGAUUCGGUGGCGGUGGAAUGGAUAUGGGUGGAGGAUGGGGUGGACACCAUGGCGGCGGGCCAGGAUUCGGAGGCGGAGGUGGCUUUGGAGGCGGGGGUGGGUUUGGAGGUCCUGGGGGUGGGUUUGGGGGUCACGGGGGUCACCACGGGGGUGGGUUUGGAGGCCCCGGUGGAGGUGGUGGGUUUGGAGGACCAGGUGGCGGCGGCGGCGGCUUUGGUGGCCCCGGUGGAGGAGGUGGCCCCGGAGGUGGUGGUGGUUGGUAA